Condylura cristata (star-nosed mole) is the source of this 8732-nucleotide messenger RNA. It is a transcript of the gene EXPH5, whose product is annotated as exophilin 5. The record is from RefSeq and is a predicted model, not a curated record. Lineage: Eukaryota; Metazoa; Chordata; Mammalia; Eulipotyphla; Talpidae. Gene Ontology annotation, cellular component: endosome. The transcript has 6 exons. Gene Ontology annotation, biological process: multivesicular body sorting pathway; positive regulation of exocytosis; positive regulation of protein secretion. Bases 1 to 5886 code for a protein of 1961 amino acids. Gene Ontology annotation, molecular function: small GTPase binding.
AUGACGAAAGUUCCCCAGAGGUUUGAUUUCAGUUUCUUAAAUGACGAAGAAGCCCGGAAGAUCCUUCGCGUGCUGGAAAGAAAUGAGGCGCUACAAAGGUCAGAGAAGGAGAGGAUCAGCAAACUCCAGAAGACAAAAAGAGAUGUCAGAUGGCUUCAAGGAGUGACCGGUGAAUGGUUUGAAGAAAUUCAAAGAAAAAAGUUCUGCAACGAAACAGACGUCAGCCAAAUGUUAAAGCUACCGCUAACAUACAGGCUAAGGAAAGGGAUGGCAGAAAAAGAUCAGACCUCAAGAUCUCAACAUUUACCAAAUCAGAGAACCCCAACCUCGGUUGCCUCUAGACUGAGCUUCAGAUCCUCAUUUGCUUCCCUGUUCUCAUUCAGGAAAUCCCGAAAGGAGCCUCACUCCCUGGCCCCGAAAGGAUGUGUGGACCAGGCAGGACCUCCUGCAUCUGUGAGGGGAGCCACCAGGACCAAAAUACACAGCUCACCUCUGGAAACACCCCCAGGCGGCGGAGCAUUUGGCCCCAAACCUACAGACAUGAGGGAGGGAGGCAGCAUGUCUCGGUGGGAUGCUUCGCUGCUGGAGAAUGAGUUUUUCCAAGUUUUAGAUGACUUGGAUAGCAAGUUGGCUCAGGAACAAUUUUCCAGCUCAGUGACUUCCAGGACCCCGCUCCACCAUGGGUCAAGAACACAGUUCAAUCACUUUUACUCCAUUGGGAACAGACAUGGUCAUAUCACAGGAAGGCACAAAAAUUGUUAUAAUGAAACUUCUAAUAUGUCCAUCUAUGACAUCCUAAGACCAGGAACCCCUCGGGAGGGUUUUAAAACCUUUUCUCCUAGAACAAGGACAAUUUAUGAUAUGUACAGGACACGGGAGCCCAGAGUCCUGAAAGAGUAUAUGCAAAAGAAUACUUUUGGCAGUACUUCUCUGUGUCUUGACAGCAGGCAACGGUCAGCCUUGCCAGCUACAGGACAUUUCUCAGCAAGGAGCUUACAUUUUUCUGGUGCAGCUCAGAACAAGAAUGGAUUUAUAGCACCAAGCCACCAGCAGACCCCAAAGAGAAUUCCUUUAUCAUCCAUCAUAUGGAAUAGAGCAGAUUCUUCUAGAGAAAGGCAGAACAAAGAAGAGUUCCCAACGGCUCCCUCACCAAUGGAAGUGGACCCUGCUGACCAGUAUUCGUAUCCCAGAUGUGUUCAGGAGAAUACAAAAUAUGAUUUUUACCGGUCACAGAGUGUUUAUCAAAGAGGUAAUUUAAAUGCUCCCAUGGAUCAUGCAAUGUGUUCUGACCCAUUUGAGAACUCGGAGAAUAUGCCAUUCUACCCUCAAGGCAACACAUUUGCUGUGCCUUUCUUUAACACUACUUUCGGGCAAAACAGGGAACAGGGGUUUGGACAGAGUCCUUUGUGGUCAAACUUACAUCAAUUCAGGAAACCAUUCACUUCUGACGAAGAUGCUGAAAUGGCUUCCAUUGAAACAAACAGCACACCCACUGGUCACGGCUAUCGUGGUCCUUCUCAACACUGGGGAUCUUUGUCUCAUCGAUAUAGGAGAAAUGUCUCCAGAGACCAAGAAGAGCCACAUCCUUGGCAGUUCAAUUCUCAGACAUCCACACCGGAGAACAUAGAGAUGUCACAAGAUCAUGGGAACCAGCCACACCUUCAUUUUGGUGCACCAAACGCUGGCUCCUUGGCUGGUUCAAGCUAUCCCAUCAAGUCUGAUGGGAUAGAGUGUCAGCACGACAGUGCUUUGACAGAAGACCAGAUAAACAAAGAACCUUACUCAUUUGGGAAAGCUCCAUCUCUAGCAUCUUCCUCCAAAUGUUUCCUCCCCCAGAUUUCUGAUGACAAAAGGAAUUCUCAGGGGCCCAGCUUUCAGAACCCCACCGUCACUUGGCAGAAAACUAGUCCCGAUCAACCUGUCUCUCUUCCACUGAAAGGCUGUAUAAAGGUCACGGUCACCAAUAGCAGCCCAGCUGACUGCCCAUCGCUUACUGAAAGCCAACCCCGUAUCUUGGUCACAGAAGACCAAGAGUUGGAUGAAUCUAGUUUGGAAAAAGAAAAACAACUAAACGAGGUGGACCAGACAAACAUGGCAAAUGAAAUACUCCAACCUAUUUCACAGACAGUCAGCCCCAGCCCCUCAACUGAUUCUCAAAGCCCUCUCUCCCAGGACUCAGCCAAGAGCAACAGGUUUGUUUUUAAUGCAUCUACCACCAUCAAUUCAAAAGGGUCACCCAGAGGCAGUUCUAGGAGAGACAACUCCAAAAUGUAUACACCACACAAGUUGGAAAUCAGUAAAUUUAAAAAAGAUUUGAGUAGUACUGGGAAUAGAAAACUUGGUUCAGCAAAUCCCUUUCUUCUCGUUCGGGAAAGCAGAGCAUCAUCUUUCCCCAGCACAAGUCAGGGUUGUCACCAGGAAAUAACAGUAAAUAAUGAAGAGAUUAUUCAAAAUAACUCUGACUCUACUGAUAAUCAAAACUUAGAGCAUCCAGAAAGACAUUCUAUUUUAGACUCUAAGGAAGGACAAUGUAUCAUAAGUCCUACCACUUAUAGCAAGUCAGCUCCCUUAGCUCUGUCAAAGUCACUACCAGAUUCCUCACCGGUGAAUAAUUCUUUCCUCAGUACUCUGACUAUUCCUCCUACAUUAGUACUGUCCAGGAAAAGUCUUUCAGUCCCAGAUCCUUCUCUGAGAGAAAGAGAAGAAAGAGACAGUGAUAGCAGGAACCUAACUAGCCAGUUCGUUCCAAGCUCCUCAGAAAACCAAAAGACUAAUGAUAGUUGUGUGUCUGUACUGAAUGAAGUGGCAGAUAUUAUCAAAUACCAGUCACAUCUUUCACUCAGGGAUGGAAAGGGGGAAGGAAGUGUAAGACAGCGUAUAUCCUAUAUCGAAAAGCUAAGCAAAACAGAAAGUAGAACAACACUCACACGCGACAGCAGCAGUCAGAGUAAGUGGAAUCAAAGUGAUCCCAAGGUUCCUAGUUUUCACACAACUUAUUGUACAUUACCAAGGAAAUCGGCCAGUUUUUUCAUCAAUAGCAGGAAGUCGGAAAGUGAGGUCAUGACAUCUUCCCUGAGGAAUGAGCCACUUCCAUUCCAAAUCAGAGAUAAUGUCGAAGAUCCGAGACAGAAGUACACACCAGACAAAUUUAGUCCCCGUUCUUCUGAGUCAAAAAACCAAAGAUCCAAAGUUGUUUCGGACCGAAUCCCAGUGGCCCCGGAAGCCCCAGAGAGCAUGGCAGAGAUGGAAACCACUGGAUCUGCUUCUGUCAGGAAACGCCCACUUCCGUUCCUCAUUCAGAGAGCUGCAUCCUGUCCCUCCGGGACAUGCACCUCAGCGGGAAGAGGUGAGAGAGAAUGUUUGGGUUCAUCUGCCUACGCGUCCGCCAUUACACCAAGGCCUUGGGAGAGAACCACUAACCCCCCGGAGAGUGUCUCAUCUGGCAGGGGUCAUUCUCUUCCCAAAAGAGUCCAGCAGAAGGAAUACUUUGAGGAUAAGGGUGGUCAAAUCGCUGCCUCCAGAAAAGGUGUCAGUCCCCCUUCCAAGGAAGACUCUUUACCUUUUGCUUCAGACCUAUCAGGAGAAGAAAGCGGGGAAGCAGUACAUAAGUGGAGGACGACAAGUAUGUUUUCUGUUUCUGGUGAUGAAGACAAUGUAAAAUGUUUUGAGAUGGUAUCAAUAUAUUAUACUCUACCGAGGAACCAAGGCAAGAAGAUCUACAACUUGCUUCAAAAGUAUUCACUUACAGAAUCCUCUAAAGUGGGGAUGGAAACAUAUCCUGAUACUUUAGAAGAAGACAAGGGAAACUAUUCUACACCAGCACAGGCAAGAACGCCAUCACCAGAGGCUCUAGCCGAACCUGUCAGCCCUGCUCAGAAUGGCCAUUUCCCCCCCGCCACUGACAGCAGGGCUGCCUCGGGGUCUCCGUGUAUCGACUCCCCAGAACCUACAUCUCUGGGACUGGCUCCCACCGGGGCAGAUGCUUCUCUUCACAAAGGAGGAUCUAAAACCAGAGAGAUUUCCCCACAUAAUGUAGCUAAAACUCUAGGUGAUUCACACAGCAGGAAAGCAAGAGGGAAAAAAAUGCAGAGUGAAAUGCUGCAUCUAUCCUCGGUGCUCUGGAGAAAAACAGAAACAGUAGAGAAAACUGAAAAUCACCAGCAAUCAAUUCAAUUGGAUAACAGUGGUCCUCAUCCUCCAGCCCAUUCCAGGGAGGAUAUGGAAAAUUCCCAAAUGCUCAGAAGGACUGUGGGGUGGGCAGGUAGUGGGAAAGCUACAAACGCUGGAAGUGGGACAUGGCCUCAGAAAGCUGUCACGGGCACAGCUAUACAUGACAGAGCCAGUGGGCUGUGGUGUGGGGAGGCCAGAGGGGACCCUGGAGCAGAUUUCCAAAAAAUGACAGCCAAAACACUUUGUGACUCGGAAAGCCAAACCUUAGCUCUUACUUUAGCUUUGCAGAAGCUGCACCUUGAUGAGGCUCAUUCAGGUGAGCCAGAUUUAGAGAGUUUGCAGUCUGAACCCAGAGAACUACCUCAAAGAGGUCAUGAGGUGGACAUGACAGGGAGCCGGCAGGCCGAGGAGGAUCUGCGGAGGUUGGCUUGGGGUCAACAUUUACUUCCUGGAGGAAGUCCUAAAAAUAAAAUUGACUUGGAUGACCUAGAAAAAGGGAAAACCAGAUCGUCCGUUAAACACAGGCUGGCGGCCAUGUCCAAAGCUAGCAGAAAAUUUUCAGCUAAAGAUUUAAAUUCCAGGAGACACGUCGCUACUAUCUUUCCCCCAAGUGGGAACCAUUCUGGCUUCGGCGGGUUCUCUCUUGGCACAUCACAGAGCGGCCUGCUGUCCCCCGAGUCUUCUCCAAAGGCCACAGAAUCCACACGUGAAAGCAGGUUGAGCAACGACGGGAAGGAUGCAGAGGACUCCGCGAGCCCUGGCCAGGGCCAGAUAUCACCCCGCAGAGACGCGGCGUCACACUUAAGCAACACAAAGUCCGACAGCAUUUCACAACCUCAUCAGAACGAGUUUGAAAACAUCUCCGAAUCUGCGCCAAGGUAUGAGAAUUCUAAAGAUGUAACAGCAGCUCAGAAUUGGGAAACAGAGUCAGAAACUUUGACCCAUCAAGCCACCUUCACCAGCCUCCGGGAAACAGGCUGUGCAGACCACCGACGGACGCUGCCCCUGUCUCUGCCCCUGGAGCAUGCGCAGAACUCUGCACGCGGUCCCCCGGCCAGUUGUCCGCAACUGGGCAUCAGCGCUGGGUCUCCGGAGUGGGAACCUGAGCCACAGGCCUAUCGUUCGAAGAGUUUAAAAAACCUCCAUCUGCAUGGUGACCUGCGACGCCAGAGUCAGCCUCCCAAAAGCAGGGAGCGCCACUUUUCUGAAAACACUUCUAUCGACCACGCCCUGGGACGACUGACACUUGGGAAUGAAUUAUCUGUCAACAGUGGCUAUAGUCGAAGAUUCAAAUCCUUUUCUGAGUUUCCCUCCUGUGAAGACAAGGAGGCAUGGCCUUUGUACAGUGGCAGGACUAGAGCAGACUCCAGACCCACGUCUUCUAUAUCCAGACCUAUUGAUUAUGGAAUUUUUGGGAAAGAACAGCAGUUGGCCUUCUUGGAGAACGUGAAGAGGUCACUCACAGAAGGAAGGCUAUGGAAACCAAGUUUUCUUAAGAACCCCGGCUUUCUGAAAGAUUCUCUCGUUAGUCCUCCUAACCCAGAAGAGUCGGGAAGCUCUAAUUCUCCUGACAAUCCCAUGCCGGAAGAGGGCUUAUUUCCAAGCACGCCACUCAACAUCUAUGAAGAUGACACCGUGGACUCAGACUGUGACACUGAUACAACCACAGACGAUGAAUACUACCUGGAUGAACAUGACAAAGAGUCAGAACUGUGAAGUGUUUUUCAUCGGAACGGAUAACCUCUCUACUAAGAGCCUGCUAGGGAAGCAGGGGAAAGUCCACAGGAGGACAGUGGAAAAGGCCUAGUCCAGGCAGUGCCUGCUGAGAAGCCAACCGUCUCUCCCCCUUCACCCUCCAUGCUCUAUGGAUGUGCACUCUUUCGCACUCGAGAACAGCAAGCUCCUGCUUGCCCGGGUUCUCUGCAGAUUUCUCCCUGUGUGCAUUGUCUUAGCCUUCCUCUCUUCCGCCUAGUUAACCGCUAACUCAACUUUGGCUUUUUUCCCCCUUGCUUUCUCCCCUAAUGUUUUUACACCUUUCAUUGUGAUUGACAACCAUGACAUCUCAGGCACAUACAACAUAUUAGUUACCCAGCACAGCCACAAAAACCCUUGCCUCUGCUGGGCCACACCUCCUACUGUAAUUUAAAUAAAAUGUAAGGAUGAUGACAGUGGGGUAAAUAUUAUCAUCCAUUCUGACUCAUCAUCACUGAGGAGGUUUUGAGUUUGGAUUUUUUUUCUUUCGAACAAACAUAAGGGGAUUCUCAGGACAUUCGUUCCUGCUGUAGUGAAGCCAGAAGAACAUAAAUUUCCAUUGGUGAGGUCGCAGGAGAGUAGAGUAGUGGAGUCCACAGGAAGAGAGAAAGAGAACACUCCCAGAAUGCCUUUGACAUCACCUACAGGCUGACAAAGUUCAGCUUCAAUCCAGUCAAGGACUCCGACCAGGCAAUCUGGCUGUAUUGAAAGUGAUUUGGUCACAGAAUUCUGCUUAGAAAGGAACUAGAACAAAUAGAUGGAGCUAAGUAGAAAUCCCUUUCACGAGGAUGACUUUCACUGAAGCUGCUUUUCCCAUUUCUCCAAAACUACCCCCUUUGCUAUUCAUUUCCACGUAAACAUUUUAGUCCAGGGAUCAAGUGGUUGCCUUGGACAAGUCCCUAAAAUGCUGCCAAGCGGAUCCCACAUCGGAAUGCACUUGUGAGCAAGGCCAUUGACCAAGCCCUUGGGAUUUGCAGGCAGAGCCACCUCAGGGCUUGUCACGGGGAUUAGCUCAAUAAUUAUCUACACGAGUAAUUUCUCAUACCCGCGGAUAAUUUGACGUUGCUAACCCUGCAGUUACCCUGCAGAAUUUAGGGGAUUUCUCUCCUAACCAGCGUCAAGAGCAGUAGAUGGUGGUGAAUGUUGGCUACCACUGCAGACAGCACGCCAUCCUGAUUAGUCUGGGAAGGUGGCAUGAAUGGAUUGCACUGAUUUGGUUAAUAUUUACUUCCUGACCUAAUUUUGCUUUUCAUUUUUCUCGCUUAAUCUGUCUCAUCUGUAUGAAUUAAAGAUAAUGGUAGGCAUCGGUGAAGUUUACAGAGAUCAGGAGUGGUUGAACGACAUCAUUGUUAUCCUCCUUCCCUGCCUUGCCUAGAAGUAGAAUGCCAGGACUAGCUUUCCUGGGACUGUUGAAGAUGUGGUAACUAUAAGAAAGUGAUUCCUUAAAUCUGUAAAUGCUUUAAACUUUAGGCUCCAACCAAUCUUGAGUUCAAAGAGAUGAACAUGAUUUUAAAUCAACUGCUGAACUUUCCAAUUUGAAUUUGUAUGGUAAAGAAUCAACAUUUUAUUGUGUGUUGUCUGUUUAUUAAUUUUACCUUUCCAUUUUUUCUAUUUAUCCAAUUAUUUAAGUUUUCAUAAACUAUGACCUGUUUUCUAUGUAAAAUUAAGAUAUGCAGAGUUAAUAUUUUAUUAUAGAGAUUCUUGAUUUUUUUUUUGUGCAAGAUCAGCUUGCAAAUUCUAUGUCUGUAAAUAUUCUCAGACUAUGUAUGCUAACAAAGGUGAAAUGAAGUUAGCUUAUUUUUCACAGUGGUUAGGCUACUUCAAUAGUUAUGUAAUUUAAUGUGAGGAUAAAUAAUUCUUUUAGGGCCCUGAUUCUCAGCACUGGAACCCACUAUCAAAAUUCAAAGGUCUUUGGCAACCAGUGGCACUUACACUGCUUGUAAUGCUUGUUGGUCUGACUCAAGAAUCCAGAAAACAACUUUCAUGAAAAUAGCACCUUCUAUAGUUUUAUACUUUUAUAAAACACUUCGUUAAAGAAGUGUGGCAAAUUUCUAUGUAUUUUAACAUAACAAUGGCUGCUCUUUUUAAUAUUCACCUUUGGUACAGCUAUAGUAAUUUAUAAUAGUCAUUUUUAUACUCAUACCUGGGUCUCUAAAAGAAAGAUCACUAAUAAAAUAAAUAUUCACAUCAAUGGAAUACAUCAUGAGGGAAUCAAUACUAAGUAGCUUGUAAAUUAUUGUUUAGACAAUGGACUUAUAUAGGCAUAACUACUAGACUGAAAAGUCCAUUUACAAUAGGACUUGAAGAGAUUAAUGUUUUAAGAGAUUUCCCUCUACAUAACUUACUUCCCUUACAUUGUAAGUACAUUGAUGUUAAUAAAACUCUAACUCCUACUCACAAGGUUUUGGCGGCUAAUAAGCUAAUAAAAGCUACUUUGUGUAGGAGACAAAUGUGUACCUACAGUGAAGGUGGAGAAAGAAAGCCCAGUUAGGCCCUAAUGAGGAUGGGAAUCAAAUUGAGAAAUUCAGCCCCUGAAAAAUAAUAUCCUCUGUUGAACUAAAGAGGGUUAAAGAGACCUUCUUGUUAAGCGUUUACUGUUCAGAGUAUCCAUUUAAAUGCAAUGUAAAUAUGUAAAUAUUUUACUUUGAAAAGCAAGUGUAUGAAUGUAUUAAUAUUACCACUUAGUGGCUCUUUGUGACUGCUGUUUCUGAAACAAAUAAGCCUUAAGCACUUUUGUUAAAGUUGUCAAAUAAUCCUUGUAUGUAGUUCUCCAGAUAUGAAACAUGUUACAAGCUGCACAUUUAAAAUGC